GAGCACUCGGACUUUAAGGAUUCAGGCUGCAAAACUCCACUUCCUCAAACUGCAGAGUUUGUUUUGGUUCGUUGUAUCUAGGAGCAGCACCUAGGUUCCGGUUCGGCCGAAGGGGGGACCAUGGUGUUUGAGGACAUCCAGUACGAUGAUAUCCUAUUUGAGGCGGCGGUCGGGAGAGGAACCUUUGGAGUGGUCUUCAAAGCUGUGUGGAGAGGAAAAGAUGUGGCCAUCAAGACCAUCGAGAGCGACGCACAGAGGAACGCCUUUUUGGUGGAGCUCCGGCAGCUGUCCCGGGUCAGUCAUCCCAACAUUGUGAAACUGUAUGGUUCCUGUGAAGAUCCGGUGUGCCUGGUGAUGGAGUACGCAGAAUGUGGCUCUUUAUACAACCUCCUGCACAGCGUCGACCCGCUGCCUCACUACACGACCGCUCAUGCCAUGAGCUGGUGCCUGCAGUGCGCGCACGGCGUUGCCUACCUGCACGCCAUGAAGCCCAAAGCUCUGAUCCACAGAGACCUCAAGCCACCAAAUCUGUUGCUUGUGGCCAGAGGAACUGUGCUGAAGAUCUGUGACUUUGGAACAGCUUGUAACAUUCACACCUGCAUGACCAACAACAAAGGCAGUGCAGCCUGGAUGGCUCCUGAGGUGUUUGAAGGGAAUAACUACAGCGAGAAGUGUGACGUGUUCAGCUGGAGCAUCAUCCUGUGGGAGGUCCUCACUCGCAAGAAGCCCUUUGAAGAGAUUGGCGGGUCGGCAUUCUGCAUCAUGUGGGCUGUGCAUAGAGGUACUCGUCCUCCUCUGAUCAAAGACCUCCCUGAACCCAUCGAGAUUCUAAUGACCCGCUGCUGGGACAAAGAGCCCAGCCAGAGACCGUCUAUGAGUGAGGUCCGGGACACCAUGAGCAGCUUGAUGAAGUAUUUCCCAGGCUCUGAUGAACCCCUCAAUCUUCCUCACCAGUCUUCAUCCAACAAAAGUGGCUCCUCAUCAGCAGCAAGCACAGGCUCAUUUGGCGAUGGAACCAUUAACAGUAAUCGCAGUGACGACACCAAACACAGAUCUGUAGCUGGUAGUGAGGAGACUCUGCAGAACUCUGACAACAGAAUCCCGCUGCAGGUCAGAACCACCAAGACUUCUUCACAGUGGUCCACUGUGUCCAGGACCUCCAGCCUGGAAAGUCAAAGCCCCGCCCACUUCAUCAGCUCUGUCAGUGCUUGCAGCCAAUCAGAGCUGAGAACGACCUUGGGUCCUACAGGUACUGACGGAUCAGAGAGUCCGGUACCCUCUAUGUACCUGAAACUGGAUUACCAACUACAGCCUCUGGCUCCUUGUCCAAACUCCUGGGAGUCCAUGGCCGUGUUUGAGCAGCACAUUCAAAUGGCUGAGGAGUACCUGAAAGUCCAGUCAGAGAUCGCUUACCUGCUGAACAGAAAAGAGGAGCUCACGGUGGAGCUGGAGCUGGAGCAGAAGGAGCAGCAGACCUCUUUACGCCUCAUGCAGGAACACAGCAAGCUGCUGGAGGACCACAGCAGCCUGUUGACUGUCUGCCAGGGCCUGAGGAGCAAGCUGAGCCUGACCCAGAGUCAGAACCAGCCCUACAGCUGAAAACUGAGCACUGCGACAUGUUCCUGAUUCUGGUCCAUGAACCUCUUUCAGAUGUAACAUAUUAGGUCCACAUCUGCAUCAUCAAGGACGUGUUAUUUCAGCUCACUGCUUUAUGUACCUAACCAGCAGUCUGUAACGGAGCCGUUCCAGAGUGAAACUGAUCCUGACGUGAAGUUCACAAUGAGGUCUGAGGGACUCGCCCGCCAGCCUGAUAUCAUUGUUUGUCCUCCUCACUGACGAAAGUUAAACCAGUAGAUCAGCUAAACAACUGCAGAGUCAAAACUGAAGAAAUGCGAGCACUGAUUUUAAUAGAUGCCUCAUACUGAACUUCUUAAAUUAUCUACUUUUACUUUUAUAUUUUUAUACUUAGAAAUUUUUACUCCACUAAGACUGACUGCUUUGAGUAAGCCGAUAAAACAAAGAAGAAACAUUUUCUUUUACAGAAUGUUUACCCAAUUGCUGUUACAAAAUAAAUUUACUCACCAAGCUUA
Girardinichthys multiradiatus is the source of this 2090-nucleotide messenger RNA. RefSeq names its product mitogen-activated protein kinase kinase kinase 7-like. Gene Ontology annotation, biological process: positive regulation of canonical NF-kappaB signal transduction; JNK cascade; protein phosphorylation. The transcript has 14 exons. The coding region runs from base 121 to 1599 and encodes 492 amino acids. NCBI's taxonomy places the organism in Eukaryota, Metazoa, Chordata, Actinopteri, Cyprinodontiformes, Goodeidae. The record is from RefSeq and is a predicted model, not a curated record. Gene Ontology annotation, molecular function: ATP binding; magnesium ion binding; MAP kinase kinase kinase activity.